This is a messenger RNA of Leucoraja erinaceus (little skate), 1418 nucleotides long. RefSeq lists its product as uncharacterized. The record is from RefSeq and is a predicted model, not a curated record. The transcript is spliced from 5 exons. The coding region runs from base 367 to 1158 and encodes 263 amino acids. Lineage: Eukaryota; Metazoa; Chordata; Chondrichthyes; Rajiformes; Rajidae.
UUUGCAAUAUUUCAAAUUUAUUUGAGCACAUUCAGAUUUAACACUUUAAAAAUUAUUUUUUAAUUAAAAUUGCAGCCCAUAGUUUGAUCUCGAGGGGAAACAUUUCAUCUGCCUUUGGUCAGAAAGCUGGACACAUUUGUUUCCUGUUCACCCUCAAUAUCCAUUGUUCUUUGCAGCAUUAUCUUUGUCUAGGAAUCCGUCAAAUUCACCAACAUUUGCCCGUUGGGGCAGAGAUGUUAAUUGAAGAAAUCUUGCAGCUCAUUGUUUCUUUGAAAACUCUUUAGUAGACCCUUUGGCCCUGCUCAGGUUGUGGCUGAUCUCUGGUGCCCCAGCCUUGGCAUCAGAUGGAACUCAAUCCCAACAUGCAUGGGAACUGGCCUAUUUCUGACUGAGCUGCAGGAUGCAGUAUUAAAUUUGUUCAUGGUGUGUAGAGGAUCAUUGAAUGCCAUACCUGAAGUCACAGUUAAUACCUCCACGGGACAGACAGUGAUGUUUCCCAUAGAGCACCAAGGCAAAGAAGAGCAGUAUGAUGUUACGUUUGGAUUAAAAUUUCCACUGAAUUUAAAGAUUUUAACAUGGCAAUCCACUAAACCGGGGAAGCUGCAAAUUGUACACCCACAAUAUGAACACAGAGCCAGAAUCAGACGUGAAUCAGUGGUGUUGGAUGAUUUGCAAGUUGAUGACAGUGGAGUGUAUCAAAUGCGAAUUGACUACUAUGGCUCAGAACUGAAAAAUCAUGAUCAAAGUACUUUCAUAAUUCAAGUAUUUGAUCCAGUUUCUCAACCUAUAGCUGAGACACUUAUACAUGAUCAGAAUGCAUCCAAUAUCACUCUGAAUUGUUUUGUCGCCAAUGAAAUCGGCGUUACGAUUUACUGGGAAAAGAUGUCCCAGUCUGGAGAAAUCAUCGAGACCUAUGCCAAGACAAUUAUUGUGAUAGACUGUUCGACUGAAGAAGAACAAUAUGAAUACAGGUGUAUAGCAAAAAACCCAGUCAGUAAUGCAUCUAGCAGUGAAUUAUCUUUCAACGAAUGUGUCGCCAGAAAUUGGAAUGGUAAAAGGAAUUCUCUGAUAAUUCUGAUUCCUAUGGGGAUAGUCGCGGGAAGUAUAUUGAUUUGCUUUUUCAAACAUGCGGGGUUUUUUAAGGUUCGAAGUGAUUGAUCUUAUCGCAUGUACCAUGGAAUUUGAUGACCUUCUCCUAAGAUGACUGAAACCAGGAUCCAAAUUCCCAGCCCCUGCUGCGACAUGACAGACCCUACCUUUCAAUGGUGUCUCUUGGCUGGGUAAUCAUCUUGCUUUCACACUGGAUAACUACAAAGGAAAUUUACUAUAAUGUCAUAUUUUUUAAACGAAAAAAGGAUAAAUCUUUUUUAACAUGAUUUUUUUUAACAAAUAAAUUAUUCGGUGUUGGCAGCUAUCAA